This is a messenger RNA of Ylistrum balloti, 1908 nucleotides long. RefSeq lists its product as uncharacterized. The record is from RefSeq and is a predicted model, not a curated record. Bases 1 to 1908 code for a protein of 635 amino acids. NCBI's taxonomy places the organism in Eukaryota, Metazoa, Mollusca, Bivalvia, Pectinida, Pectinidae. The transcript has 18 exons.
AUGCCUACGGCAGCCAUGGCCUUGCUAACAGCCUCGUUCUCAUUCCAUUUCCUGACAGUUGUAGUCGUAGUAGCAGCUUUUGAAGAUAACCACGUGGUUAAAGAAUUCAAAAAUAUACAAAAUGAUUUUGGGAAGUGGAAAUUAUCUUUACAUCCAGAGUACGCCACAACAAAGGAGGUGUAUGACUUCAAUGACAAACUGGAAUUACUUGACCUGGCGAAUUUUGACAGUAUGAAGGCAAAAGCAGAUGAAUUUAACAGUCAAUUACGUCGACUGGCAUAUGAACGAAUGCCAAACGAAACACAGAUUGAUUACGACAUUCUGAAACAUACACUUCACACAUUCCUAGAAGGAUACCGCUGGCGUCAAUAUGGGCCAUUGAACUCAAUCAGCUUCCUUGACGGGCCUGUUGGUCUUCCAGCCAUGCUUGUGAAGCAUACGCCUUUUUCCACCAAAGGAGAUUUUGCUGACUACUAUGAAAGACUCAAAGCCUUCCCGGGAAUGAUAAGUCAGCAUACAGAAAGACUUAUGAGGGCAGUGGCUAACAACCGUACACAUCAUGCAGUGUCAAUGCUUAAGGUCAGAGACCAGUUUAAAGAAAUCUUGACUAGUAAACCUGAGCAGUUUGUCCUGUACCAGCCAUACAACGAAUCUCUUGACCAGAUUACAACACUGACAGGGACAGAAAGAAAUAACUAUCGCAACGGAGCUAAAACGUGGAUCAAGAAAACCAUGGAUGCUUACAAGAAACUGAUUCUGUAUAUUGAACAAACAUAUAUGAAACACGUACGAACUGGCCUUGGCGUAGGUUCAUGGGAAAACGGGCGAGAAUUCUACAGAGCAACGUUAAAGUGGCAUCUUACUACCGAUCUAACACCACGAGAAGUUCGGGACAUAGGACUCAGGGAAGUUAGCAGAAUCCAAGAGAAAAUGAUGAAGGUUUUACGUCGUAUUGGAUUCAAGGGAACGAUAAGAGAAUUCACCACCUCCAUCAAGGGAGAUCCAAGAUAUACUGUUAGUAGUAAGCGUACAAUUUUGAAUAUGUAUAAAGAUAUCGUCGAAGACAAAAUUGAACCCAUCCUUCCCAGACUGUUUAAAGACAUCCCAAAGUUUCCAAUAAGGGUAGCUUCAAGCCUAAGAGAUGGCUUACCUGCUGACUAUCAAGCUGGAUCCAAGGACGGGUUACAGCCUGCUGUGCUUUACGUAAAUCUUUUUCGACCUUCUGAUGUGUCAAUUCCAGAUUUCUUGCCGAUUGCUCUACACGAGACCUUGCCAGGUUACCACUUGCAAAGAUCAAUCAAAGAGCUAGCACAUUUACCUUUAUUUCGUAAACACAGUAAAGGGAGCCAAAAGUACUACCAGGUCCCAUACGAUUUUCCGGAUUACAACAUGUUCGCUGAGAGCUGGGCUCUUUAUGCGGAAGCACUAGGCGAGAAGAUGGGCCUUUUCUCCGAUGACUACAAGCUACUGGGUCGCUAUAGCUCUGAUCUUUUCCGUACAUGCCUACUGGUUGUUGAUACGGGCAUUCACUUCUUCAGUUGGAGCAGAGACCGAGCAUUAGAGUACCUGAUGACCUACUCUACAUUUGGGGUAGACCUUUUGGAGAACACACUGGACAGAGUAGUCACGUGGCCAGGACAAGCUUGUGGUGCCAAGAUAGGAGAACUGAAGAUAUGGGAACUACGACGCAGAGCUGAGCAGAGACUUGAUUGGAAGUUUGACAUUAGAGAAUUCCACGCUGAACUUCUGCGACACGGUGAUGUGCCGUUACAAGCCAUGGAAAGGAUCGUUGACAACUGGAUUACCCGUACAGCAAACAGCACUGUAUGUGGGUCAGCUUCGACACUGGAUCUCUGGGGCCCGUAUAGACUCUUAACAGUAGUUGUGAUCCUGCUGGUUUUAUUUUAA